AACAGUAAAAAACAAAGUUUUCCAAAUGUUUGCUGAAAAGCAGCAGGAACUAAUCAGCUCUAAUUGCUUCUGCAUGUUCAUGCAACUACAAAGGACGGCGGGUUUUAAAAUUCAGCGUUUCUGGUGCGACCCACAUCAUGAGGAGCGGAGGCUGGUCGGGUUUCCAGGUCGAGAGGAAAUCCAACAUGGAGGCCAGGUUCUGGCAUCUGAAAGGAGCCGAGACAAAGCUGGUCUGUUCAGCCCAGGAGGAGCCCGGGGGAGGCGGGGGUGAAAGUCUGAGGACGAAGAGGAGGAGGAGGAGUGAGGAAGGAUGGGGGAGCAGCAGGAAAUGUUUGUGUGGUUUAAAUCCGAACCAGAGUCUCUUCUGCAAGGUCGGAGAUUCAGCAACAACAUGGUCAGCAGAGUGGAACAUCCUGCUGCAGGUUACCGGAAGAUCUUUGAGACGGUGGAGGAAGUCAAUGAGCCGAUUUCUGCAGAAAUAACUGGUGUUUUGCCGUCGUGGCUCAGGGGAAGCGUCCUCCGGAUGGGUCCGGGUCUUUUCGAGAUCGGGGACGAACCGUUCCACCAUUUGUUUGAUGGACAAGCGCUGAUCCACAAGUUUGACCUGAAGGGCGAUCAGGUGACGUACUUCAGGAAGUUCAUCAGGACGGAUGCAUAUGUUCGGGCCAUGACAGAAAACCGGGUCGUCAUCACAGAGUUCGGCACCGCUGCCUAUCCAGACCCCUGCAAAAACAUUUUCUCCAGGUUCUUUACGUACUUCAGAGGCAUUGAAGUGACAGAUAACUGCUUAGUCAACAUUUAUCCGAUCGGCGAGGAUUUUUACGCCGUCACAGAGACAAACUUCAUCACCAAAGUGGAUCCAGAUUCACUGGAGACGCUGCAGAAGGUGGAUCUGUGUAAAUACCUGUCCAUUAACGGCGUCACGGCGCAUCCCCACGUUGACACAGACGGUUCGCUCUACAACAUCGGAAACUGCUUCGGCAAAAACAUGAGUCUGGCGUACAACAUCGUCAAGAUCCCGCCGGCGCAGAAAGAUAAAUCAGAUCCCAUUGAGAAAUUCCAGGUUGUCGUCCAACUACCGAGCAGUGAAAGAUUGAAGCCUUCCUACAUCCACAGUUUUGGUAUGACUGAGAACUACUUUGUGUUUGUGGAGCAGCCGGUGAAGAUCAACCUGCUCAAGUUUCUGUCGUCUUGGAGCGUCAGAGGAGCAACGUACAUGGACUGCUUUGAAUCCAACGAAAACAUGGGGACGUGGUUCCACUUGGCCACUAAGGAUCCUGCAGGUUACAUGACAAACCACAAAUUCAGAACUUCGGCCUUCAACCUGUUUCACCACAUCAACGCCUACGAAGACCAGGGAUUCAUCGUGGUCGACCUCUGCACGUGGAAAGGGCAUGAUUUUGUGUACAACUACCUGUACCUGGCCAACCUGAGGCAGGACUGGGAGGAGGUGAAGAAAGCGGCGAUGCGUGCGCCUCAGCCGGAGGUCAGGCGAUACGUUCUGCCACUGGACAUUCACAGGGAAGAACAAGGCCGAAACCUCGUGUCUCUGUCCUACACGACAGCAACCGCCGUCCUCCACAGCAACGGGUCCAUCUGGCUGGAGCCUGAAGUUCUGUUCUCUGGACCAAGACAGGCCUUUGAGUUUCCACAGAUUAACUACUCCAAGUGUUGUGGAAAGAAAUACUCAUUUGCAUACGGCCUUGGACUCAACCACUUCAUCCCUGACAAGAUCAUCAAGCUGAACGUCCAGACCAAAGAGACGUGGGUGUGGCAGGAGGAAGACUGUUACCCAUCAGAGCCGCUGUUUGUUCCCACACCUGGAGCCACGAAGGAAGACGAAGGCGUGCUGCUGAGCGUGGUGGUGAAGCCGGGCGCAGAGAGACCAGGCUUCCUGCUGGUUCUGGACGCCAUGAUGCUAACGGAGCUAGCUAGGGCCGAAGUCAACGCCGUCAUCCCGGUCACUUUACACGGGAUGUACAAACCUCCUCCUUCGCCCUGAACACCACUUAAAUCCCUGUUUUCUACUUACUGAUACAUUCCGAGCAGUUUGUGAAUUAAAUACAUCACAUGGAAAUUAAAAGGCACAAUUUGAAGCUUGUUUUUGUUUUUUUAGUUCCCUUUUAGCUUUCUAGCCAGUGGUAGCUACAUUUAGCUAAUCUGCUAACAGCAUAGCUAAUUAGUCUUUUAUUUAUAGAUUUACAAACAAAGCAGUAAUGAAAGGCAGAAAGGUCAACAUUAGCUCCAUUAUUAGCAGAUUAGCUCAUCAUAGUCAUGAUACCUGCACAUGUGAUGCUGCCUCAGUUAAUUAGACUCACCUGUUUCUCAUGGGCCUGUUGUUCCUGUACUGAUAUUUCCUGUCUUUUUAAUCAUACAUUGAAGCUAUUUUAGUUUAAAUUUUAUGUUACUGAAUCCACAUCUGAUUUAUUCUCCUCCAGGUAUUGGAGUUUAAUUUUCCUUCAUUGAGGAUAAAAAAAAGCAUGUUGGUAUCAUAUUUCAGACCAAUUUCUGCUCAAAACACUAAACAUUGCAGUUUAACAUGUUUUAUAUUUUGGAUACAAAUUGUUUAUGUGUUUCAACUUUAUAUGUCAGAUAAAGUGUU
Molecule: messenger RNA, 2602 nt
Organism: Poeciliopsis prolifica (blackstripe livebearer)
Lineage: Eukaryota; Metazoa; Chordata; Actinopteri; Cyprinodontiformes; Poeciliidae
Product: retinal Mueller cells isomerohydrolase-like
Biological process (GO): retinal metabolic process; zeaxanthin biosynthetic process
Molecular function (GO): retinol isomerase activity; all-trans-retinyl-ester hydrolase, 11-cis retinol forming activity; beta-carotene 15,15'-dioxygenase activity
Source: RefSeq, a predicted model, not a curated record